Colletotrichum scovillei is the source of this 294-nucleotide messenger RNA. RefSeq lists its product as uncharacterized. The record is from RefSeq and is a predicted model, not a curated record. The coding region runs from base 1 to 294 and encodes 97 amino acids. The transcript has a single exon. Lineage: Eukaryota; Fungi; Ascomycota; Sordariomycetes; Glomerellales; Glomerellaceae.
AUGAAGUUCACUACUACUCUCGUUGCGGCUAUCAUCGCUCCCAUGAGCGUCCAGGCCUGCAGUUACUACUCCUUUUGCCACUGCAUCGACGCCAACCAACAACCCAACGACGUAGCAACCGGAACCGUCUGCGGCAACAGCAAGCCGUCGCACAUGUUGCGUAGCGACUGUGUCGUUGAAGGCUCCGGUUCAUUCUACAACUGCAACUUUUCGGAUGCCUGCAAGAAGGCUGGGGCUACCGGCGACCAGGGACCUGCCAAGACCAACGCUUGGUGCCAGGGCAAGCAGGGCUAA